Messenger RNA from Knipowitschia caucasica, 270 nucleotides. The record is from the annotation of a GenBank genome assembly. Lineage: Eukaryota; Metazoa; Chordata; Actinopteri; Gobiiformes; Gobiidae.
AUGGAGCUGUUUAACCCGGACUGCCAACUCAUUCACUUUGUCACUAAUCUGAAGCUGCGCUGUGGCCUGGACUCCACAGAGCAGGUGGAGCUGAUGGACAGCAGUGGGACGCUGGUGAAGCUGGAGGGCAGAGAGCGCAGUCUGAGCCGGGCCUCUGCUCUGCUCACAGGCCGACGCUCUUACAUGCUGCUGCGAGUCUGCAGCGUUCCUGAGGCCAAGCCGCGCUGCAGGACCAGGACCGUCUCCAGCACAAACAUGACCUUUGAAUGA